CGCAGGGAGAAGCUGGGCGCCCCUGGAGUCCGUGUACAUCGUGGACCCCGAGGACGCGGCGCUGCUGUUCCGGGGCGAGGGGCCCCACCCCGAGCGCUUCCUCAUCCCGCCCUGGGUGGCCUACCACCAGCACUACCAGCGGCCCCUGGGCGUCCUGCUCAAGAAGUCAGAGGCCUGGAAGAAGGACCGCCUGGCCCUGAACCAGGAGGUGAUGUCCCCCGAGGCCAUCAAGAACUUCGUGCCCAUGAUGGAGGCCGUGUCCCUGGACUUCGUCAGGCUCCUGCACAGGCGCGUGAGGCAGCAGGGCUCCGGAACCUUCUCGGGGGACAUCAGCAACGACUUGUUCCGCUUUGCCUUCGAGUCCAUCACCUCGGUGGUCUUCGGGGAGCGGCUGGGCAUGCAGGAGGAGGUCGUGAACCCCGACAACCAGCGGUUCAUCGACGCCAUCGAGCGCAUGUUCCACAGCAGCGUGCCCAUGCUCAGCCUGCCGCCCGGCCUCCGCGUGCUGGGGACCCGGACCUGGCGCGACCACCGGGACGCCUGGGACACCAUCUUCAGCAGAGCGAGCAUGUACACUCAGAACUUCUACCUGGACAUGAGGCGCAGAAGGAAGGUGGACCGGUACCCCGGCAUCCUCUACAGCCUGCUGGACAGGAACCGCCUCCCGCAGGAGAACAUCGAGGCCAACGUCACCGAGAUGCUGGCCGGAGGGGUGGACACGACGUCCAUGACGCUGCAGUGGCACCUGUACGAGAUGGGGCGCCACCCCGGCGUGCAGGAGGCCCUGCGGGCCGAGGUGCGGGCGGCGCGGCGGGGGGCGGGGGGCGUCCUGGCCGCCAUGCUGCCCCGCCUCCCGCUCCUCAAAGCCAGCAUCAAGGAGACGCUGAGGCUGCACCCCAUCUCUGUCACCGUGCAGAGAUAUCCAGAGAAUGACUUAGUGCUCCGGAACUACAAGAUCCCGGCCAAGACGCUGGUGCAGGUGGCCAACUAUGCCAUGGGGCGGGAUCCCCGGAUCUUCCCCAACCCCCACCACUUCGACCCCUCGCGCUGGCUGGGGGAGGACAAGGCGGCCACGCACUUCCGCUACCUGGGCUUCGGCUGGGGCGUGCGGCAGUGCCUGGGGCGGCGGCUGGCCGAGCUGGAGAUGACGGUGCUCCUCAUCCACGUGCUGGAGAACUUCCGGAUUGAACUCCAGCAGUUCCGAGAGGUGGGGACGAAGUUCAGCCUCAUCCUGGUGCCCGACAGGCCCAUCCUCCUCACCUUCCUGCCCCUCGCCCAGGGGGGCCCCGAGCCCCAGCCCUAG
Perognathus longimembris pacificus (Pacific pocket mouse) is the source of this 1303-nucleotide messenger RNA. RefSeq names its product cholesterol side-chain cleavage enzyme, mitochondrial. Gene Ontology annotation, molecular function: monooxygenase activity; iron ion binding; heme binding. Lineage: Eukaryota; Metazoa; Chordata; Mammalia; Rodentia; Heteromyidae. Gene Ontology annotation, cellular component: mitochondrial inner membrane. The record is from RefSeq and is a predicted model, not a curated record. Gene Ontology annotation, biological process: cortisol metabolic process; C21-steroid hormone biosynthetic process; cellular response to peptide hormone stimulus.